This is a messenger RNA of Bactrocera neohumeralis, 17293 nucleotides long. It is a transcript of the gene msi, whose product is annotated as poly(U)-binding-splicing factor half pint. NCBI's taxonomy places the organism in Eukaryota, Metazoa, Arthropoda, Insecta, Diptera, Tephritidae. The coding region runs from base 1481 to 3361 and encodes 626 amino acids. Gene Ontology annotation, cellular component: cytoplasm. Gene Ontology annotation, molecular function: RNA binding. The transcript is spliced from 6 exons. The record is from RefSeq and is a predicted model, not a curated record.
UGCCAUUUCGUUAUUUUUACCAGCUUUACCUACUUAUGUCUGUAUGUAUGAGCAAUAUCUUCCCCACUUAACUAAUGGUCGAACGGUUCCGAUGACCACAGACACGGCACUACAAAAACACUCUCGACGGCUGAUAACACCUGAUUAGCGAUAUCGAAGUAGGAUAUUGCGUUUUCGGCCGUUGCGUUGGUCAUUGUUAAUCAGUUUUUCCGUCAAAUGUGAUAAACGACUAUGGAAAUAGUAAAUAAAUUAAUUAAAGAACGUGAUAAAAAUAUGAUACUGGCACAACCCAGUCAGCACCAAAGCAGUAAAGUGUCCAGUCUAUAAGCAACAAAUUACAGCAACAUUGUGCAAAAUAUUUCAGAACUGUGUGUGAAAAAUAUACAAAUGAGUGAAGAGUAAGGAAAGAAUUUGAAUAUAAAAAAAAUAUAAAAAAGUUAUAACCCAUAAAUAACAACUAAAGUGUUACAAACAACAAAAAAUUUAAUAAAAGUUAAGUGAAAUAACAAAUAAAAAAAUAAUAUUUUCAAUUAAAACACACCAACUAAUAAUAAAAAAAUAAAUAAUUACAAAAAACUACUGUUAAAAUUAAAUAUAUAAUUUAAAUCACUGAAACAACAACAAAAAUUUUCUGCAUAUAAUUAAUAAAUUGAGAACAGUGAAUUUAUUACAGCUACAUAAACAAAAAUAUAUAAUAGCAAAAUCAGUAUAUUUAAAAAUAUAUUAAAAUCCAUGGAAUUUUCAAAAAUUGUUAAAAGCAAAGAUUUUCUAAAGUAAAAUAAAAAGAAAACUCAAGAAAUCUCCUAGCUGGGCUAGCAAUGUUUAUCUGAAAAUACAAAUUAAGUGAAAGUCAAAAAAAUAUAAAUUGAUUUCUGUAAAAUCGGAAAGAUUUCAACAACUAAAUAGCAAGCGAAUUCACUUGUUUAACUGUAAGCAAAAAAAACUGCUAACAAAUUAAGUGAAAAGCAACAAAUUUGUAAUAAAUUUAAUUGUUAUUCUUAAACCACACAAGUUUCAUAUAAUAAUAAGAAUAAAAAUAGAAAAAAAUAUUUGAGAAUUAUAACAUAAAUAUAAAAUUAUUAAAUAAAAAAAAGAUUUUUCACGCAUGAAUUCGAAAGCAUUUUUCCAACUCUACUUAAUGAAAGUGCUUAAGUUACUACUAAGCUUAAGUUACCAAUAAAAAAUAUUUAAAAAUAUAUAUAUCGAAAAUAUAUAGCAAAAAGCAACAUAAAGUGUUUGAGUUGUAAAAAAAAUUGUAAUUAAGUGGAUAUAUGUAAGUGAAAGAAAAUUUUAAUAAUCGCGCGCAGUGCAAAUUCAGUGAGGAGAAAUUUCAUAAAUAUAACAAAAUUAAAUUAUCCGUUGCCACUGGGCCAAGCAAAAAUAAUUAUAAAAUAAUUGCAUUAUAUUGCGCGUCAGUGUGUUUAUUCAUUCAACAGCAUUCAAUUAACAGCAGCAGCAGUAAGCAGCCAAAUCAGUCAAGAUGCUUUUCGAGAAUCCCGCAUUAGCCGCCAAACUACCAUUCCCGUACAAUGUGCCACCACCGUUACAGGCGGCCGCCGCAGCAGCAGCGGUUCCAAAUCUAAGGUUUCAGACACCAAUAAAAGCCUUCACCUGCCUGACAACAGCAAGCAAUCCCAUUGAUAAUGCUGCUGCAGCUGCAGCCGCAGCCGCUGCUGGACUCAUCGAUCAACAACACCGUGACCUACACAAUGUGCUGGUCAAUGCUGCGGCUGUAAAUGGUACAUUGACCAAUACAGCAGCUGCAGUUCUAAAGAGUCAAUCGGCUCAACAGCAACAACAGAAUAGCGCCGCUCAACAGACUGCUCAAGCACAAGCCGCAGCAGCAGCAGCACAGGCGCAACAACAGUCACAGCAGAAUACUACAAAUAACAACGCUUCCGCACAACAACAACAGCAGCAACAACAACAGGCGCAACAAAACACCAUGGUACUGUUGAAUGGUAAUGCUGGAGCAGUUGCUGGUGGUAAUAAUGGCACCGCCAAUGGUGCUGUUGUAAAGGGCAGCUCUUCUGGCAGAUCGACGCCUGUUAAUGGCAGUUCCACCACAGAUCCAGCACCAGGCAAACUUUUUGUUGGCGGUCUCAGUUGGCAAACAUCGUCGGAAAAACUAAAGGAAUACUUUGGAGUUUUCGGCACCGUCACCGAUGUGCUAAUCAUGAAGGAUCCCGUGACACAGCGUAGUCGCGGCUUUGGUUUCAUUACAUUCCAAGAGCCCUGUAGCGUUGAUAAAGUCCUACAGGUGCCCAUACACACACUGGACGGCAAGAAAAUCGAUCCCAAGCAUGCCACACCCAAAAAUCGGCCACGCCAAGCUAAUAAAACAAAGAAGAUAUUCGUUGGUGGCGUCUCGCAGGACACCUCCGCUGAUGAGGUGAAAGCCUAUUUCAACCAAUUCGGCACUGUGGAGGAGACAGUGAUGCUGAUGGAUCAGCAGACGAAACGUCAUCGCGGCUUCGGUUUUGUGACAUUCGAAAAUGAGGAUGUUGUGGAUCGCGUUUGUGAAAUACACUUUCACACUAUUAAAAACAAGAAGGUCGAAUGCAAGAAAGCACAACCCAAGGAGGCUGUCACACCAGCUGCUGCACAGCUGUUGCAGAAACGUAUUAUGCUGAGCACAUUGGGUGUGCCUUUACCGACCGCACCGGGUCAAUUGAUUGGUACACGCGCCGGCGUCACCACAAUGAGCUCAUUGGCCAUGUUGCAAGCGCCAUCUCCAUUGCAACUGCAUGCCGCUAAUGGCGCUGCAGCAGCAGCUGCACAGCAGGCAGCGCUCAUCUCGCAGUCACCCUUCCAAGUACAAAAUGCCGCCGCCGCUGCGGUCGCCGCCAAUCCAGCUAGCUUUGGCAAAUUGCUAACCACAUAUCCACAGGCCUUGCACAGCGUCAGAUAUGCACCGUAUCCCAUACCGACGAGUGCUGCCGCCGCCAACGCCUUGGUACAGGCUCAGCAGCAACAUGUCGCGGCACAACAACAACAGCACGCGAAUGCUGCUGCCGCCGCUCAACAGCAACACACUGCCCAUGCUGCCGCCGCUGCUGCAGUACAGCAACACAACGCAGCCAGCCAACAAGGCGUGUCCGCUGCACAGAGCGCACACAACGCGCUCACCGUUACCGGCCCAGGUGGCGCAGCGAACGCGCACGGCGCCCAGGCGGCACAUCACCCGCUCGCCGCGGCCGCUGCACAGCAAGCAGCUUUGGUCGCCGGCAACCCAUUGAGCGCGGCCGCCGCCGCCGCCGCAGCCAAUCCAUAUCAGAGCUAUGCGCUAACCAAUGUGGACAUGUCCAGCUUUCAGGGCGUUGACUGGAGUCAAAUGUACGGCAUGGGCAUGUAUGUCUAAAGCGUAGCAUGCGAAUUGGAUUUAUUUCAAAAUUUAAAAGUACGAAUUGUGCGUUUUUUGUUUUGUUUUUUUCACCAAGCAAAUGGAGAGUGCAGAAGUAAAAAUACUCUUCAUUGGAAAAAAAGGAAAUAUAUUUAUAUUUAUAGCAAUAAAUCAAUGUCAUUCUCACUAAUGCAUGCGCGCUAAGCCACAAUACAUUUCUUUGAGCGCACGCUGUAAAUGGGUGUGUGCGCAUGUGCGUUGCAACAAUUACAACAAUUUGUGAUAAAUGCAGAGUUGUUUAUGUGGUAUGCUUGAGUAAUGAAUUUGUUAAUUAAUUUAUUGAGACGCGGACUACGACAUACAUUUUAAGUUCUCAAUAUCACCUUGAAUUAUAUUUAAACAAAAAGAAAAGAAGAAUAAAAACACACCACAAGUGUAUAAAAUGCUUAUUAUUAUCUUUAUUAUUACAUAUGUAUAUGAAUUUAAGCUCAAGUUAUGCGCGCGCUUCUUUGCUAGUUAUUUAGCUUAAGCCAACGUAAACAAAAAGCUCAUUUGCAAGCGCAAGUGCUGGGGCAAAGUGGCCAGAGUGCGCGAAAGACAUUUGUUUAGCAACAAAAAGAAAGAAUUAACGCGUUUUCUGUUGGUAAUUAAAGACACGCCAACGCAUAAAUUGCAAUAGUUCAUAAUUAUUUGAAAAGACAGACUCUAGAGAGUAUAGCAGCGCUAAACAGCUGAAAAUCUGAAAAUCUGCAGUGCUAUACGCAUAAUAAUUAAAGCUACAAACAUAUAAACAUACAUGUAUUUAGUUAUAAGUGACUCAAAGCAAUGAAUACAUACAUAUAUAUAAGGAAUUAUAAGAAAUUAAGGCGAAAUUUCGAUAUGCGCAACUUCUUAGUGGCUGCAAAUGGCAAUUUUACAUUUUGCGCGCGCAUUGCCUAAAAUGCAUUUGUCAAUUUCAGAAGUAAACUCAAUGACAUAUGUAAAUUGUGUAUUUGUUAUUGUUAAACAAAUGCCGUUCUUAAGUAUUAUUACGAAAACAAAAACUUAACAUUUUGUGUGCGCCGUUCGCAUUUGUCCUGCGCCCAAAUGACAUAAGCGCAUGUACUCAAUAAAAUAAUAAUAAUAAAAAUGUUGGAAAAUUAACAUAUAUAUUUAAUUUUAAGCAAAUAAACAGAGCAUUAAACGAAGUAGCAAAAACAACAAAAAAAGAACACAACAAAAAGUGGUAAAAGUAAUACCUACAAAUGUUAUAUCUCAUAAGUUAUAACCGAGUUGCAGGCAAAGUGAAAAAGUAAAAAAAAAAAAGAAAACAAAAACAAAAAAAGAUAUUACAAUUAAAGAAAAGCAUACAUAUAUUAAUAGUACUAAUCAUUAAACAUGACAUAACAUUGCAUAUAACAAUAAUUAUAUAAAUAAUGAGAAUUAGAAUUUUAAACCACCGACUUGAUUGCGUUUAAUUUAGAUAAACAUGACAACAACAACAAAACAAAAUACAUACUACACACAAUUUAACGCAUAUAUAAUCAUAUACAUGCCAAUUACAUGCAUACAUACCGACAUGACCUACAAGUAGUUUUACGUACAUACAUACAUAAUAUGUAUAGUAUAUGUGCCGUUAACUGAAUUGCGGCGAAAAUAUAGUAGUUAUGAACACUUUCCUAAUGAAAUUAUACAUUUAAGCGAGAUAUUCAGAGUUCAUAUGAGCACCUCACUUAUUUUUCAUUCUCAAAAAGAUCGUUUUGUGUUCGUUUGAUUCCCCAAAGCGGUCUGGGUACAGGAGAAACUCCACUGAAAGUGGCGCAAAUGCUCCAAAUGAAUUACAUAUAUUUUCUAAGCAAACUAGUAACUGCUGUAGAGCGCUACUAUUUCAAAAAAAGUUGAAAAAUGUCGCUACAUUAAAUUGGACAAUUCGAACACAAGCUUUGAAAGGGUGUUUUCUUAUUUUCAUAUUUUACUCAUAUAUUGACUGACCAAAAAUCGAAUUUUACGCAAAAUUUUUGCAGCCGUGAAUUUUUGUUGCUGCCGUGUACUUCAGAAAACUGGUUUUAAUAUCGAAUUUCAAAACCAGUAUUUUUCAAAAGUAAAAAAUGCUUAUUUUUUUUACAAGUUUUCAGUGAAUACUGUAAAUAUGUUUGCAAAAACAGCCCGAAGAAAGUAAAUUUUAAUAAUUAAAAGCACCCAAAGCAAAGUAUAAGCAAUACUCAACACUCUCGCCUGCAUGUUGUGGUUUUCUAUGGCGGAAGAGAUCUUUAAGAAAAGCUUUAAAAGCCAUUAAAAUAAAUUCAAAUUGAACAUACAUAUACCAACCUAUUUGAAUUAGCAUAAAUUAUUACUCACAUAAAAACCGCUGUUUUGAACACCUUUUCUACGAAAUUUUUGCUACAUCUGUUGCUCACACCUCGAAACAUGGCUUAUACACAUACAUACAUACAUAUAUAAUACCUGCAGUAAACCCUACUUUUGUAUAUAAAAUAAUAAAACAAAAAUCUUAAUACCAUAAACACCACCUAAUACAUACCGUUUCCAUACUAGAAAUUUGUAUUUAGUGUGCUUAGUUUAGUAUUUCCUUUGAUAAUACUUUUUCAUAACAAAAUAGUUUAAUAAAUACUUUAGACAUACAUAUGUAUGAAGUGAAUAAAUAUUGUAAUUGCUUGCCCAUUACUAUUAUUUGAAUUUAUUAUAACAAAACAUAAACAAAAUCAAUAACUUAUAUAUCGUUGAAGCCUACAAAUAAAUUACAAUGAUAUUAAAACUUAUAAAUAUUAGCAAUGAACGGCAGUAAAAGCUCCGUGCUUAUAAGUUCCAAGUUCAACGAAGCAUAAGCGAAUGUUUUAUGAUUUAUUUCGAAUUUUCAUUUCAAUAUUAUUAGUGUUAGUUUUAAAAAACAUUCAUUAUUUUUAAUUUCUUUAAAAAAAUUAAUUAUUUUUGCACAUUUAUAGUACCGCCUGUAUUCGUAUGUAGCUUUUUUGGUUUAAAUUUGCACAAUUUGCAUUUUAUUUUGGCGAAUAAGUUUGAUUUUUUAUUUGGUUUUCCACUUAAGCACUAACAGUACUUAACAAUCGAAAGGUUUUUUUAGAGCUGUCCGGCGAAUAUGUUGCAUAAAGAGUGGUGUUUUAAACGAAAGUGAGAAUUUUUUAAAAAAUAUUUGAAAGAAUCCCGUAAACAAUCAAAUAAUUAUAUAAUUAAUUAUAAAAAAUAAUUUUAACAGCACUUUUUGCUUUUCUUUAACUUUACUUCGAGGACCGUAAGUCUACAGCAACCCUUUACGCUAAUACUUAAGCGCAAUUAACACUUAUUAUUGUCAUAAUUAUUAUACUUAUAGCCUUAGUACAACUUAUGCAUUUUACGUAAGGACAGGUAUUUCAUAUUAUUUUCUUUGGUUUUAUAUUUGUUUUGCAGUUAUUUGUAAGCGGUUUGAAUACAUAGUACAUACAUUUUUACGAAAUAAUUAUUUUCGUUUAUAAAUAACUAAGAAAAGAAAAUAAUAAAUAUUUUUAAUUAUUACUAUUAUUAAUUUGUUGGUUAAACAAAUAUUAACUAAUUACAUUUAUCGCUAACUUAAUUGCAUAAAUACCACAUACACAUAUAUUAAUAUAUGCACACUGGUGUCAUCAACAUACUUUUAAAACAUACAUACAUAUACAUAUACAUAUACAUUGAAAUCACUCAUCAAGGAUUUUUAGCAUAUAAACGUAGUAAUUACGAAUUGUAAUAUUUUAAUUGUCAUAAUUUGCCAGAAUGUACAAAUAUUCUUUGACAUUUCAGCAGCAGAAAGUAUUACUAGCUUAAGCUUGCGCCUGCGCAGGCAUUCUGAGGUUAGUUCUGUAACGUAAAGGUACAAUUUCACGCAUACACAUACAUAUAAAGGUCUAUGCUGUUUUUUCCUCUUUCGAAAAAUUACACUUCAACUGCGAAAUUUUCAUUUGAGUGGAAAUUUGUUGGUUUAAAAACGUUGGAAAAAUUUUCAAAUCCAAAAAAAUUAAAGUCAUCGUCAAAUUUGCGAAAUCAUAAAUUUAAAUUAAUUUAAAAUUUGUUUUUUAAAGCAGAAGAGUUUUUUGAAAUAGCAAAAAGCAACAAAUAAACAGUUACAUAUAUUUGAUAACUCUAUUGUCUAACUACUCUAUGAAAUCCUGAACUUUCUUCUAUCGUUUCUUGUUUGUCGUUUAUUUGCAGUAUUUUCUCUUAUAGUUUGCUUAAAUAAGAGUUGUAUACACAUUUAUGUAUUUAUGUACAAACAUUUCAUUUUUAGCUCUUAUUUUUUGACAAUUUAUUUUAAAGCGUUGAACAAAGUUUUUUUGUAUUUUUUGUAAUUUUUAUAUUUUUCCAUAAAAAUUUUCUGCAUGCUGUUUAUCUAAUUUUGAACACUAUAAAAACACAAUAUAAAAAAAGUUAAUUUUUAGGGUUUUGAAAACUAACCCAGAAUUUAGUAAAAAAAAAAUUUUUUGACAAAAUUUGAAAUAUUUCUAAUUGUGGCCAGGUUUGUACUAAAAAUCAAAAAUUAUUGUCCUCUUUGCUUCUAAACCCUAGUUCAAUAAUUUUUAAACUUCAGAAACAGAUAUUGCAACCAAAUUUGUGUUUAAAAUUUAGCAUUACAAUUUAGUACUAAAAAUUAUUUCAGCGCUAAAAUUUCAUCACUUUGCAGUGCUUGCAACAGAAAUAAUAUAAUUAGCAUAAUUUUUUAUCACAUAUUUUUUUUAUUAAAAAACCUAACCUCUAAAAUCUUUAAGCAGAAUUAAAAUUCAUGUUCAACUUUAGCAUUUUUCUACUUAAACAAGUAUUUCCUGUCCACAACUGCACCCUCAUGUUCACAUUUAGUUUCAAAACUUAGAGAACAGUUUUGCUUAAAAGAAUUUUAGGUUAAGUAAAAUCAAAAAUCACAUUAAAAUAGUGUAUACAUAUACUAUAUGUACAUGCACACCACCCACAUUCAUUGCUAACUCAUUCAAUCACUUACAACAACGUAAUAAAUUGGAAAUUUUCGUUUAGUAAACUUGUUGCACAUUUUGUAUUAGUAAAUUUUUGUUUUGCAAAAUCUAUUUGCCACAAGCAGAGUAAAAUAUAAUAUUACAUAAACACAUACAUACAUAUAUACUAUAACCUAUGUACUAUGAUUUGAACUAGAAAGUAAAUUGAAGUUGUCUGCAUGUCUAGUUUUGGCUUAGACAGAAAUAAGUACAUAUAAAUAAAUAUUGAAUAUUUUUAGUUUUCGAUUUUCGAUUUGUAAAACUUAGUUUUUAGUGUUUACUUACGUAUUUGUUUCUAGUUUUAGUUUUACUUACUUACUUAUAUUGAAUAUGUUUUUUUCAUGGUCAAGUAUUUUUGUUGUAUGAAUUUGAUGAAAAUUUUAAGUUUUGAUUUCUUUAGUAUUCGUCUAUUUCUUAGUUGAUAUUGAAUAUUUCAUGCAUUGUAAAUAAUUUGGAAAACUUUUGUGAAAUAAAUUUGAGUAAAAAAGUAUGCAAAAGACCUACAUUUAUUUGAAGCUACAUACCUACUACAUAACUACAUAUGUUCUAGUUGUAUACAAUUUGGCUAAACCAAUAAUCAGUAAAUGAAUAUUUGGAUUACAUAAUUAUAUAUCAACAUACAUAUUUCGUGCGUUAAUACUAUUAUGAGUACAUACAUACAAUAUAUUUGCAUUCAAAUUGAAUUGCCAACUUAUUAUUACGGCUAUCGCAUACAUAUAUAUUAUACAUACUCUCUAGUAUAUAUAUAUAUAUAAAUAUUUAUAUAUUAAGCAGCAAAUUAAUAAAAGCGAAAAUGUAAUUUUGUACUGUGUUUUUAUUACAGUUAAUCGUAUAUUUGUAAAAAUUAGUGAUUUGUUUGGUAUUUAGUCUGAAGCAUAUAUAAUUCCUUAGUUGUGUGUGCGUGUGUGUGUGUGUGUUUGCGCAUACACUCCUACAUACUGUUGUUGUCUGUUUGGCCUACUGUACAUAUAUUUAUUUUUAUUAGCUGUUGUUGUUGUGUUGUUAGAAAAUUUAACCUUUUCUCUUUAGUAUUUUUAGUAUUGAAAACAAAACAAAGAAAACAAAAAUUUUGGUGAACGACAUUUUGAAACCCCAUUUGAUUAUGUAAUUCAUAAUGAAAGUUGCAUUAGAUUGUUUUUCCAUUAAACUCUUAAGCAGCGUUUGGGCGAGCGAAAGGUAAGUGUUCAUAAUAAACUUGUAUUUGUAUGUAAUAAUAAGUAUCUACUUGUAGAGGCGUUGGAACCCUGAGCAAAUAGUCGCAAAACUGUAGAGUAAUGUACAAAACGAGUAUUUUUUUUUAUUAAUUACAUUUAAUACUUUUUAUAUUCCCUAUGCAUUGGUAAUUAUCAAUAAAAAAAAUAUAGAAAAAAAUACAAAAAUUGGUUAAGUGUAUAUUGUUAUUGUUUUUCUUUUCUUUUUCAACAGCAGACGCGGCGCAUGCCAUUGAGCGUUGGGUAUGAUAUGACUGGGAAGGAAAUGUGUUUGAGCGCAAUUCUGUAACAUUUUGGCAAAUUAACCUAUUUGAGUUUGGCACUUUUUGAUUGAAGCGGCAAAAUUAAUAUUCAAAAAGUUUUUAUCACAAGAAAAAAUAUUCAAAAAUAAAAAAUAUUUUAUUUUUAAUAUUGGCAAUAAAAAAUCGAAUCGAAAAAAUAUGAAUAAAUUAAAAAUAAUAAUUGUUAAUAUUGACAAUAAAAAAUUGAAUUUUACGAAAUCUUUAAUAUUGAAAUUAUGUCAAAAAAGCAAUUAUCGUUUUUUUACAAAAAACAAUAAGAUUUUCAAAAGUUUUUACAGAAAAAAAAUACUUUCAAGUUCGUUUUACAAAAAAAUAAUAAAAUUUUAAAUAUUGUAAAAUCAUUUAUGUAAAUUACUAAACAAAUAUGUUUUUCGCUCAGAAAUUUCUUGCAAAAACAUUAAAUAUUAUUUUUAAAGCUAUGUCUUAUUUAUUAUUACCUUAAAACGGAACAAUUUCGGGCAGCCUUUGCAAAAAGUUGCUAAACUCAAAUAUGUUGCUUUGUCAAAUAUAAAAAAAUAUAUAUAUUAAAUUCAGUUUUAUAUGGUAAAUAUCUGAAAACUGCAUAUUCUUAAGCAUUUGUAGUAUUUUAAAUCAUUUAGACUGUAACAAUUAGCGUAGAUUUUUGAAUACCUUCAUCUGUGCGCGUUUUCAGAACGUUAGUUACAUAUUUUUUUGUUUAAAAAUAACUGUAGCUGUUUGCCACUAACAUUUUGUUGCGUACAUUGUUGUUUUUGGUUGUGUACAAAUUAGUUCUAGUUUAACAGUAUUUAUUUUAGUAAGUUUAGUUUUUUAUGUAUUUAUUAAUGUUUUGUACUUAUUAUUAUUUGUUUUUUGUACUGAUAACUAUUUUUUUUUAUUUAUUUAAUUAAUUUAUUACUUUUAUAGUUUAAAUAGCUUGUACUUUUUAAGCUGUAUUUACUGUAAAAAGUAUAUUUUUCCACAAUUGAUUUACAAUAUUUAAGCCAAAGACAUUCCACAAAACUGCCUGCAAGACAUUCUACGAAUUUUGUCUCAAUUUAACUCUGUUUUUAUGAAUUUUAACAACAUAAACUUAAAUUUUGGAUUUUUUUAAUUUAUUAAUCUGUUCGUCAUGAUAUUUGUACUAUUUAUACAUAAUGUAAAAAUUUUAACUUCGAGAUCAUGUUGUCGAAUACAAAAUUAACAUUUUUUGCAAUUAAAUGAAAAUAUAUAUAUUUGUACGAAAGCUGUUGCUGAUGUCGUCGCCAUAAUUUUGCAUAUGUUUCAUUAUUUUUAUUAUUUUAAAAUACAAGCCAAAAAUAUUCUUCAUUUAUAUUUAUUUAUUUUAGCAUUUUGGUUGAACUUGUUACAUUUAUUGCAGUUCAAUUAUAAAUAAAUUAGAAAAAAAAAUAUAGAAUUUCAAAAUAUUUUGAAAUGAAAAUCGCAAAGCUCCAAUAAAAUAUUCAUAGAAUCCAAUGAUCUCGUAUUAUUUAAGUUCAAAAUAUUUGUUGUAGUUUUAAGUAAAAAAAGUUCUGUUUUUGACUUUUUAUAUCCAAAGGCAAACAUAUAUACAUACAUAUGUAUAGAUAUAAAAUAUUGCAAGUGUAAAAACAGUCAAAUAAGUUUAACAAACAAUAUACAUAUGUACAUAUGUAUGCACACAAUUUCAGUUGAAAUUAUUAUCAUUAUCUUAUACUUAUGCCAUUCCACUUUUAUUUAAGCAAGUUUACAAGUUUUAAUUAAUAAUUGAGUUUUUUAUAAAUUUUUUUUAUACAAAACAAUUUAUUUUCAUAAUAAAAAUAUGUUUUCAUCAAUUAUCUUACGCCGCAUUUUAUUUUACUUAAGUUCUUACAUUUAUUUUUGAAAUAAAUACUUUUACAUUUUUUUUUAAUAUUUUUAGAAGUUUUAGCAUUUUUAAGUGUUGUGUAAAGCCGAAGUCAAAAGCUCUUUUCGCUGCCUAUAGUUUGCCUCGAUUCAUUCAUAAUAGGUAACUGUAUAUUUUUAACUGACUUUAUUAUUAUAUAGUAUAUACCGUUAGUUUUAGUAGCUUUCAAUGUUAAACUUGCCUGUUUACCUCACCUCACUUAUGCAUUUAUCGAGUACCAUAUGGGCCAACAGCUUUUCAUAAGUUUUUGGUAGACGUGAUUUUUCGUACAUUCCCCAAUAGGCUCUUUAUAUAUAAUUUAAAUACUGAACCAAUAAGAAUAAGGAUAAAGAAUAAAGAAUAAGAACGAAUUGUAAUAAGUGGUAAAAAAUUAAACUUGGAAUUAAAAGAAUCUUUGGAGUUUGCUGGAAAUUUUUAAUUUUCGGUAUUUCGUGGGAGUGAUCCUUUUAUAAAUGGUUUCUCUGUCUCUAAAAGUCAAAUAUUAAAGAAUAACAAUUUUCAAGGUGUUUAUUAAAAGUUUGUGAACCCAAUUAUAGCAAUCAAACAUUUCAUAACAUUCCAUAGCUCUCACGUAAAUUUAGUGAAUCGAAUGAAUGUAAUUGUGAGUAAUCCAGCUGUGGUCGAGGCUCCAAACUUUUUCUCCAAUCACGUAUUCUAGUUUAUAAUGGUAAAGAAAUUUCUCUCGAUGAAAACCAUAUUUUAUGGCCGCAAAUGUAAAAAGUUGAUCUUGGCAACAUCUUGUUCCACCAAGACGUGGCUACGUGACACACAGCAUGUGCAAUAACCCAAUUAUUGCAAGAAAAGGUUGGAGAUUCAAUUACUUCAAGAAAUUGUGACAUUGAAUGGCCUCCAAGAGGUUGUCAUUUAACAACAUUAUACUACUCCUUGUGGGGUUAUUUGAAGUCAAUGGGCUUUAGCAAUAAACCAGACUCUCUUCAAGGUUUAGAAGUCAUUAUUGAGCGUGCUAUUCAUGGCAUGCCACUUUAUUUAUUGAAAAAAGUACUGGAAAAUUGGGCUCAUCGAAUUUGUUUCUGCAAAAGUGGUCGUGGAGGUCAUUUGAAUGAUGCCAUAUUCAGAACUUAAGUGUUUCGAUUGUCCUUCACAUAAAAUAGAAAACCAUUUAAACUUCCUUAACAAUUAGGAAUUAUUUAAAGAAAUAAUACCACUCUUAUUGGAAAACUUUGUAUAACGAACUCAUCAAUGCCUAAUUUUAUACAAUUUAUAUUAUUUUUUGUAAUUUAGCGAUAUUAGUUUGUAUAAAAGUAAAAAAAAUUGUCUCCUUACUAUAUAUAUGCUAUAUACUAUAAAGUAGCCUUGACAUAUACAUACAUAUUUAAUAGUAAGUUCUUUAAAAAGAUACUAAAUUUACUACUAAUUUUUCGUAGAUUAUUUUUGAAGAUUUUUUCGCGUCGGUCCCAUCUGAAUUUUGUUUGAUGAAUAUAUGCAAACAUACAUACAUUUGUAGUAAUAGUAAUUAAAUGCAACAUAAAGUUAAAAAUUUAAUUAUAAAUAUUUUGAAACGUUUAAUGUGUAGCAGAAGCAGCAAAAACCCAGCAUACCCUCCGAUUUGACAGUCACAGUUUUGAUAAUCACAGAUUAAUUACAUGCAAAUGGUUUACAAAGUUAAUUAUUUUCAUCAAAUGCAUACUUCGAAGAAUUAUUUCAAUACUCAACAGUCCAUCUGUCACUUAUGCAUUUCAAGUUCAUCCAUUGAAUUAUAUCCCUUAAAAAUUCCUGCAUCUAAGCAAAAGUAGUUUUAUUUCAAAAGCGCAAUAAAAUGGUAUGAAGUAGCAUAAAAUCAGAUUAAUACUCAACAAUACAGUCAUUCCACAGCGUACACCUACAGGCAUAGUGCAGUAAACAUGUGUAUUCAGAUAUGAAAAAGCAUAUCAGAACUUAAUGCGCGUGCGCAGCAGCAAAUCACAACGAGAAUUUUAGAAUCGAUGACAACACUACAUUUUCGAAAUAUACAUAUUUACAUCAUAUUGUAUCCUUAAAUUAUUUUUGACACAAUAUACCAAAAUAUUUACAUUAACACAUACAUAUGUACAUUCCAUUGAUGCAUUGAUCCAAAAUAUAAAAGAAAAAAUCAAUACAAGCAGAGUAGAACAUUACUAAAGUAUCAUCGUAUGACAAUAAGCUCAACUGUGUUUCAUAAGGUUAAUCGAGGGCCUAACAAUAUUUAGCAGUAACAAUUUAUAUUUAAAUAAAUUAAAAAUUAAUAAAUGAGUCGAGAAAAAAUACUUAAAGAAAAUAAAUUGAUAAAAAUUAAAUUAAAAACUUAAAUCAAAUCGAAUUAUAUAAGAGAAUAGUUGAAAGCAAAUGCUUCUAGAAUAGUUAAGCAACCUGUAUAGGAUUGUUCAGAUUAGUACGACAUAUAUACAGAUACCAAAACUGCUAGCUAAUGACAACACUAAUUGCAGAAAUAGAAUAGUUUUUCUAAGACACACAAAGACUUCAUCGAAAUGAAUAUAGAGCUUACUAUUUAUUUUAACUUACAAAACAAACAUCGAGUGACUUUCGGAAAUGAAAAAAACUUCUCAAAAUCGACAACAGUUAUGAAGAGUUAUUGUAUUUGAGGACUCACCAACAUAAAGGCGACAGUAAGCUACACAACACUAGUGAUAGAAGGUCCCCAUAUGAAGGCCUGCAAAUUUUACCGUAAUCAAAUAAUGUCUGAAAGGUUAAUUGUCUUAAUUUCCACCCAGGAGAGACUUUAGUAGUUUAUUGUCUUUAAUAUUCCAAAUAAAAUUUGCCAACGCUCUUAAUCAAUCACAGUCGAAACUGUAGGUCAGACCAAUAAAACAUGUACUAUAGCCUGUGUUCAUUGCACAUGUGAACGUAUAUGCCGGAAGGGGGCGUGCGCCCAGAAUUCUAAACAUAUGGAACCUGAAAUUGUAUUUCUCGGUUCACUGAAGUUAUACGCUAUGUGAAGUACAUCUAUAUAUAAAUUUACAGUGGUAUAAAAUUAUACUUUUUUAUAUGUGCUGCAUUUAUUUUCAAAUAAUUUUUUUAUCAAGCUAUUUUAGUUUCUCCAGUUUAAUUUUGAGCUCUUUUCAAAUUUCUCCUAUUUCAAUUAUAGUUAUCCACUCUCUCUAUAAAUCAAGUAGACUGGUAAGGUCAUUUAAGGUUUUUCGAGAUGAGAGAAGGGCAAGAAAUUUAUAGCUCUUUCAGAAAACUUAACUGCUAGCUUAUAAUUAAACUGUGAGUUCGUUUAAGAAUCUUGUCCUGAAACUUUUAAAUAGAAACGACGGUUCUUCAAUUGAAUGUGACCUGUAUAAAUUUCGAAGCUCUAAUUUUAUUUUAAUGAAGUCUUUGCUGUGUUCGUUUGGCGAUUAACUUGAUAAAAAUUUAUUAUAAGGAACUAUACUCACACAGCUAGGUUUAUAGAGUCUCCUUUGAUGGAGUAAUUAAGUUGAGUACUUAGCUCACAAUUAAACGAAAGUAAACUUAAAUCAGCAUACAAUACCACUAAGGAAAAGUUAACGUUAUGAAAAAAAUUAUAACUGUACAUAAAUGAGCGUUAAUUACAUUAAUAUUACGUACUAAGGCAUACAUAUCUCUAAACAGAUAAAAUUUUUGAAUUUGAAAACGAAAGAAACCUCAAAAUCCUCAAAUUGAUAUACAAAGUUAAGAUUACAGACUUUUUAUUCUAAAAACAAAAAUAAUUAACAAUUCGGUAAACAAAAAAUAUCAACGUAAAGUGUUGUGCAAACAUAUUGGCCUUCUCCACAUGCAAACAUACUUAUGGACAUGCAUAAAAUAUAUUUAGAAAACUUAAGGUAAAGUCUUAAUAAAUAAACAUAUUUAUGUGUGAAAGACAGCAAAACAAUUUGGAGUUAAUUUCUGACUGAACGCAAAGUAACAACGAAAAUUAGAGAAAAAUAAAACAAUUAACUUAGCUAAAGAUUUAAAAAACAUAAAAUUAACGGUUUACAUACAUAUAUAUACUUGUGAAUAUUACCGAGAAAAUUGUAUACUCAAACUUAGAAAUCGUAUAAACAAAGGUCUUCCUGUAUAACGGUGUAUACAUUAGUGAAUAGCGAGAAAAAUAUAUUUAUCCGAAUAUAGUGUUAUAAAAACUCAAUUCUUCAACUAAAAAAUGUAGACGGCAUGAAAACUAUUUAAUAAUUUGAUUUAGCUGAAAUGUACAGUUAUUUGCUACAAUUUAUUUACGGCAGUUGGAGCUGUAGGGAGAAACCAAAAGUAUUGUGUUUUGAAUUAAAAAAUAGCAAUUGUAGUCGAUCUUCUAUAGUGAAUAAACUCCCAAGACUGGUAGAACCUUUUUUGAGGGUUAAUCUAAAUAUCUACUAUAUACAAUAUUUUAACUAACUAGUCAUUUUUCCACAAGAAAAGAGCUUUUGGCUUGGCAUUUAGUGAUAUUUUCAUAGUUUAGAAUAUUUUAUUUCGCGUUUGGUGUUUCUAUUGCUAUAUUUGCGAAUUUAUUGUUUUGAUUUUUAGUAUAUUAAACUAAACAGUAUGUAUUUUAUUUUAUCAGAAAUUCACAAAUGUAUGUAAAUCAGAAUCAGAAGCCCAAAGAGUAUUCGAAAAUACAUCUCUCUGUUAUCAUUGUCAAUUAGAUGCUAUCAAUAAUACGGUGUAAACGCAACAUUAGUUCGAAGACACUGCGCGACACAAAUGCAAUUAAUCUGCAAUAACACCACACACUACUAUACAUACAUACAUAUGUAUAGAAAUACAACCACAUUCAUAAAAAACACAUACAUAAAAACUCACAUCAGUACUUAAGAUUCGUAGCUGGGGAAGUGAUCACGCAGAUCAAAAAGAAAAUAUCAGUUGGUUAAAUAUAUGUAUAUUUAAAUAAAUAUAUAUACAUAUAUAUAUACAUAGAUCAGAAGUUGAAGACAGUGCUCAGUGUAAACUAGGCAUUAUCAGUCGUGCGUUAAACUUAAGGAAAUACAAUAAUGAAAGCAAAAGCAAUUCGUUUCUUGGAAAUAUACUUAAAAUAAGUUUAAGCUAUUUCGUUAAGUAUCAUUCGAUAUUAUAUAUUUCGAAAAUGCAAAUAUAAGCUAAAUAAUUGGUUACUUGAAAAAUGUUGUUUCCAAACUGCUUUAGGUUCAGUUAUGCACUUUUCAAUAAUCUACUUGAAAAACUGUUGAAAAUAAGUGCACCAUGUAUGACUUAUACAUACAUACAUACAUAUUUAAACAAGUAACUACUGAUAAGUUAGAUUUAAGAGAGAAAUGAAAGGGCAUGAACAAAAUUAAGAUAAAGCGAUAUCAAUAUAUAGUAAAUUGUGUAUAAAAUAAUAUUGAAAAAUAUAAAAAUUAAUGAUAUUUAUGAUCGUUUGUAAUUUCAAUAUCCAGGCAACAGCUACAACAAUUUUGCUUGAUAUAAACAACACAAACUUUGCAGGUUUUCCGAAAAUGUACUCAAACACUUGCCAAAUAUAAAUCCUUUUCGCUUAACCAUUAGUUGAUAACUGUUUAAACUAUAUUGCUUGAAACUUACAAAAAAAUGUAUUCCACAUUAAUGCGAUUUACUCAAAUAUGUUCAUUUGUUACGCGAUAAGCAGAAUAAAAAUUAUAAAUUACUAAUUGAAAGCAAAAAAAUAAAUAAAUAAAUAAAAAGUAAAACACAGUCUUCGAAGGGUCUACAAAUUAAUUUUA